GGAAUUGAUACUUGAACAACAAUCCUCACCACGACACAAAAAGCGAACUCGACUGUACACCGCCUUGUAUGAUGGCUUUCCCUCAGCAGUUUUAUAAUCCGAGAAUUCCCUUCACUGGUUCCAUUAAUGGUGGUCUCCAGGUGGGCAAAUCCAUCACCAUCAGUGGAUGGGUCCAACCUGGAGCUGACAGGUUCCAUGUGAAUUUACAGUGCGGCUCUAAUACAAAUGCGAACAUUGCGCUCCAUUUCAACCCACGGUAUGACAGUCUUCCUGGCUAUGUUGUUGCCAAUACCUUCCGCAAUGGUCGUUGGGGUACAGAAGAAAGAAAGCAAAACUUUCCUUUACCCACUGGCUCUGCCUUCAACCUGCUCAUCAGAGUCACCAGCGAUUCCUACCAGAUGAACAUCAAUGGCACUCACUUCAUGGAGUAUAAACAUCGUAUUUCAUUUUUCCAAGUGAAUACCAUCGCAAUUGAUGGAAAAGUGGACAUUUCCUCCAUAACCUUCAGUAACCCAAUGUUCGCUGGACAGCCAGCAUUUCCUGCCCAGCCCAGAUUUCCUCCUCAGCCCACCUUUCCUUCACAUGUAACAUAUCCAAACCAGGCAGGAUUUCCACCUUGUCCAGGAUUCCCCCCGCAACCUGGAUUUCCAUCACAACCAGGAUUUAGUGUUCCAUACAAGGCCAUCAUCAGUGGAGGAUUUAAGACGGGACGACUCAUUACUAUCCAAGGAACUGUUCACCCUAACGCCACAAGAUUCAAUGUUAACCUGAACCAUCCCAUUGGCAUUGCUCUACAUUAUAAUCCACGUUUCAAUGAGAACGUUGUGGUUCGAAACACCAAACACGGGGAAAAGUGGGACUCAGAGGAACGUGAUGGUCCAAUGCCCUUUCACAAGGAACAGCCUUUCACGCUAACCAUCUGUUGUGAGAAGCAUUCCUUCAGGAUCAUGGCGAACGGAAUGCAAGCUCACACCUACAGGCAUCGUUUCACUCACCUGCAGCACAUUUCAGAGUUGGAGAUCGACGGUGACAUCAGCAUCACCUCAGUUAAUGUGUAGGGAGAUUCACGAAAAGCGGUCCCACAUCCCCAGCGAUGCCCUCAACUAUCAUUUAUUGUUCUCAUUUAUUAUUAUAAUAUACAUAAUUAACACAGAUCAUAUCAUACACUGUACUAUAUCAUAACAUUGAGUAAAAUAUGUUUGCUAAAUAACAAAAAGUACAAGUUUAUUGAACUCUGUUGUGACUUGAAGCUAAAAAAGUAAAAUAAUAAUAAUAAGUUGAUUUUUCAAUAGUUUCACUGUUAAUCUAAGUCCAUUAGGGAAGGUGACUUGUUCCUAUUGUUCACCAAUUUAUUUGUACAAUCAUUCAUUUGUG
Messenger RNA from Syngnathus acus (greater pipefish), 1374 nucleotides. Its product is annotated as galectin-9-like. The record is from RefSeq and is a predicted model, not a curated record. Gene Ontology annotation, biological process: positive regulation of gene expression; negative regulation of CD4-positive, alpha-beta T cell proliferation; negative regulation of type II interferon production. The coding region runs from base 69 to 1058 and encodes 329 amino acids. Gene Ontology annotation, cellular component: cytosol; nucleus. Lineage: Eukaryota; Metazoa; Chordata; Actinopteri; Syngnathiformes; Syngnathidae. The transcript is spliced from 8 exons. Gene Ontology annotation, molecular function: galactoside binding; carbohydrate binding.